CCAGCCUCUACUUUCUGUCUCUGUGAGUUUGAUGACUCUAGGUGCCACAUCUGAGUGGAAUCAUACAGUCAUUUGUCUUUUUGCAACUGGCUUUCUUUCACUUUGCAUGAUGUCUUCAAGCCCCAUCUGUGUUGUAGCAUGCAUCAGAAUUUCCUUCCUUCUUAGGGCUGAUUACUGUCCCCAUUGUAUGGGUAGAGGACGUCUUCUUUGCUGUUCAUCCCUCAGGUAUGGAGAAUAUCUCACAUAGUAGAAAGAAUCAAAGAAGCCUAUGAGGACUUCAUCUUGGCUGCUCAUACUCUCUGCUCCUCUACCCUUUGUGAGGGUUGGAUGGACCGCCUGAAGCUACCUGCUCAUCCUGCAUGGAGCAGAUUGGCUGGUGCUGGAAGCAGAGGAUGCAACCUGGAGCAGGAGCCAGUUCCUGCCCUCAAAGUGUGACAGUGACAUGCCGUGUUAGUGCCAGCCUAUCUGGGGCUUUAUAAAGUGAAGAAAAGAGCCUGUAUCCAUCCUGAAGGCUUUGUGACCACCGGUCUUCUGAUGGAUGCUUCUGUGUCCCCAGAGUUAGUGGCUGCUCCGGGUGAUGAUGGCUGUGUGGGUGCCCACCAUGGCCCACCGGAAGUGUGAGCGUGGGGAGCAGCAUGUUGGACCACAGGGUGAGGCCAGGCCCUGUCUCCCAUGGCCAGGAGCGAGGACGUGGAGCUGCCCUAGGAGGGCUGUGUGCCCGAGGGCCAGGAGCUGGCUGCCCUGUGGCCAGAGAUCUUCAUGCCCAAGGAGCAGGAGUGCUGCUACCACAGCCGCGAUGGGGACUCCAGCUCCUACUAUGUGAAUAACACCUCUGAAGAGGAAGACUGCGACAAGAGCUUGCCUGAGGAAGAGGGCAUCACCUAUAUAUCUGCUACUGCCGCGAGGAUGACAGCUACCUGGAGGGCAUGGACUACAACUGGGAGGAGUACCUGGCCCACGGCAUGCACCCUGUGGACACUGAUGAGUUCCAGGAGGCGGUGGAGGAGUGGGCGGAGGGCAGACUGGGCAGAACUGCACCCUUACCGCCAUGGGGCAGAGGGAAGCCAGGAUUACUCGGACGGCCACCUGCCCAUCCUGGAGGAUGAGCCCUCUGUCCUGGAGGCCCAUGACCAGGAAGAAGAUGGCCACUACUGUCCCAGCAAACAGGGCUACUGGGAUUGCUACCCCAUGGAGGCCAAUGGGAGCACCAGUGCCUCCCUCUACCACCUGAGGUGUGGGGAUGGGGACCUGGAGGACCAGGAGGAGGACAUCAACCAGAUCAUGGCCGAGAUCAACAUGAACCUGAGCAUGACCAGCAUCACUAGCGCCAGUGAGGCCAGGGAUUCUGCAGAGGCUGGCCUGCCUGCCCGCCCAACAAGGCCAGCUGCAGCCCCAGGAGGCACAAAACGAGGCCCAAGUCACUGAACCUUCCUCCUGAGACAAAGCACCGUAGAGACCCCCAGAGAGGCUUCAAGCCCAAGAUCAGGACCCCAGAGGAGAGGCUGAAGUGGCCCCAUAAGCAGCUCCACAAGUUGCAAGAGGCCGGCAAUGUGCCUCCACGGGACACCCCCAUGGCGCCCACUCCAAGCUCGAGAUCUGCGCAUUUACUUGAGGAAGUUCUCUGGCCACGGGUGGUUUUGGAGACCUUAAGCAGGCACUGCUCCAGGGUCCCUUAGCACCAGGCCCGUCAGGCCCUGGCUGGCAGCAACUCCUGACACCGCGGAUGCAGACCAGGCAAGAGAGCCGCCUAGAAACCACACCGCAAGGAUGCGCUUGGCACAACUUGGAUUUCAGAGCCGAAAGUUCUGCGGUGUGCAGGUUCCGGACUCACUUCCAGACCAAGCCAGCGGCAGCUUAAGCGCUUUCAAGUGUGCAGUGGGGGCAGGAGCCAAAAAUCGCCGCUGGUCAACACAAGCGCCUUUGGACUGUCUUCAAACUUUGUUAGGUAUUUUUCCAGGGCCAUGAGGGGUGAGGCAUCCUGGCUUUAAGUUUCUGCUUUAGGUAAAGUGGGCAUGUUGUGUGUGGCAGGAAAGCAGCGGCCUUCACUAUGGCGCCUGUCAGGUCGACCUGCCCUCCCCAGGCACCUUCCUGGGACUUUGAGAGUUAAGAUGGCGGGCAUCCUAAAGGCGGGGCGCAAACGCCUUAGGUGAACACUGGGCACCUGUGUAAGUCGCUAUGGGGUGGGGCGGGAUGGAGGCCAGGGGAGAAAGAAGGCCUCAGCCUGAGCAAAGCACCUUGAUCCCGUGCGCUCUGUCCCCCAGGGAGUGUCCUGCCGCUGCUGCCAGCACUUGGGCAGAGGAUACCCUCCAGAAACACCUCCGCUUAGCUCUGGGAUGUCCUUGCAUGAGUCCCACUGCCACAUGGGAGCUGUGCGCCCUGGGUGCUGCACCUUCCAGUAUGUGGGCCCAUGAGGCAGGGGAUCUUGCCAAGCAGGUCAGUCAGAGCGGGGAUGGAAGUAAAUGGAAGUGGCUCAGUGUUAUUUUACUGGGAACCCAUAAAGAGGCUGGUGAGAAACCAGAAAAGAGAGCAAGUCUUGCAUAUUAAAAAAAAAAAAAUA
Molecule: messenger RNA, 2557 nt
Organism: Saimiri boliviensis boliviensis (Bolivian squirrel monkey)
Lineage: Eukaryota; Metazoa; Chordata; Mammalia; Primates; Cebidae
Source: RefSeq, a predicted model, not a curated record